AUGACCUACCUUGUCGCCGCUGUGGCAGCGGCGCUUGGGAUUGCUUACCUAUGUGCUCGUCGCCGGAAUCAACUGCCGCUUCCACCUGGACCGAGGAAACUUCCUCUGGUCGGCAACCUCUUCGACAUGCCAUCCACUUAUGAGUGGAUCACAUACACCAAAUGGGCGAAGGAGCUGGAUACGGACAUCAUCCAUCUCGACGUGGUCGAGCAGUCGAUUGUCGUGCUGAGCUCGUAUGAGGCUUGUAUCGACUUGCUUGAAAGGCGCGCCAAGGUGUAUUCGAGCCGACCAACACUGACAAUGGCGAUCGAGCUCGUAGGCUUCGACUUCAGCGUCGCUUUCCAGCCAUACGGCACGUCUCUAUCUGACGGCUUGAUCGCAGGCGACAAAUGGCGCGCCCGCCGUCGCCUCAUCCACGGCGCACUCCACGAGACCGCCAUUAAGCGCUUCCGCCCUAUCGAGCUGCAAGCGACCCACGCUUUCCUUCGCGCUAUGCUCAACGCAGGAGAGGAUGGCCUCGAGCCGGAGCUUCGACACAUGGCCGCCUUCAUCGUCCUCGGCAUCACCUAUGGCCUCAACAUCCGCACGAAGGACGACCCGCACGUCCUCACGGCCGAAGCGGCGAUGCACAGCUUCUCUCUGACCUCGAAUCAGGGCGCGUAUCUGGUGAAUAGCGUACCGGCGCUGAAGUAUGUACCGGAGUGGGUUCCGGGCGCGGACUUCAAGCGCCAGGCUCGCGAGUGGAAGGCGGAGGCGCGAUAUAUGGUCGACAAGCCGUUUGAGGAGGUGAAGAACGAUGAGCUUGGCGAUUCGCCCUUCCCGACAUCCUUCACAGCGCUCGCAUUGGAGAAGGCGGUCGAGGAGGAUGUUAUCAAGGACGCGGCCGCGACUAUGUAUCAGGGUGGGACGGAUACGACCGUAUGCACCAUCCUCAACUUCGUCCUCGCCAUGCUCGACCACCCCGAGAUCAUGAAGCGCGCGCAAGAUGAACUCGACGCAGUCUUGAAGCCCGGUCAAUGGCCCGACUUUGACGACGAGGAGCGCUUGCCAUAUGUGACCGCUGUCGUGAAGGAGACGAUGCGGUAUAUGCCAGUGACGCCCUUGGCCCUCGCGCAUUGCUACUCCGGCGAGGAGCCUGACAUCUACAAAGAGUACACGAUCCCCAAGAACUCCGUUGUCAUACCGAAUAUCUGGGCGAUUGUCCACGACGAGGCUAGUACUCGAAUCAUCACUGUCUACCCCGACUCGUACACCUUCAGGCCGGAGAGGUUCCUCGAUGGCAACGGCAAGAUCGACCGCAACGUGCGCGACCCCGCCAACAUCAUCUUCGGAUUCGGUCGCCGUAUCUGCGCCGGGCGCAAGCUCGCAUACGCGUCCUCUUGGAUCACUAUCGCAUCCGUACUUCGCGUAUACGACAUCCAGAAGGUCAAGCGUGCGGAUGGAUCCGUCAUCGAACCAUCCAGGGAGUACAUCUCCGGCUUGAUAAGUCUCCCCAAGCCCUUCAAGUCCCUGUUUAUUCCUCGCAGCGCAGAGGCCGAAUCCAUGAUUCGCGCGACGGAGAGGUUCGAUUACUGA
This is a messenger RNA of Schizophyllum commune H4-8, 1575 nucleotides long. RefSeq names its product cytochrome P450. The coding region runs from base 1 to 1575 and encodes 524 amino acids. Gene Ontology annotation, molecular function: monooxygenase activity; oxidoreductase activity, acting on paired donors, with incorporation or reduction of molecular oxygen; iron ion binding. The transcript is spliced from 12 exons. NCBI's taxonomy places the organism in Eukaryota, Fungi, Basidiomycota, Agaricomycetes, Agaricales, Schizophyllaceae. The record is from RefSeq and is a predicted model, not a curated record.